AUGGCUGGCAAUGGCGAAGGAAUAGCAUGGGAAGUCCUUGAUGUGGAAUCUCAUUAUCCAAAAGAACUCGGGGGGUCCCUGGAGCUCUCCAAUGACACCUUCUUCUCACUGAGGAUCAAAAACACGACAAGCCGAAACAGCGGGACAUAUAAAUGCACUUUGGGGGAGCAGAGUGGAGAGGGCAACCUGAGCAGCACGGUCAUGCUAAAAGUAACAGGUUGCCCUGGAAUAGAGGAAGAAAAAUUAAAAAAAUACAAAGCUGAGCUUUUCAUGCUGACUUGCCUUGGGAUAUUUUACUUGCUGCUCAUCUUUUUCACCUGCACAUGUCUAAGAAAAGAGAGUAUGCCUCCCAAUUAUCAAAAAAACAGACCAGAUAUGAAACACAUGCUCAACAUCAUCAAUGUACACGAAAUGACAACUUUCCAGGAUUUAAGAAGCGACAGUGCUUGCAAAAAUGGGCUGACUUCAAGUUCCCUCUAA
Messenger RNA from Apaloderma vittatum (bar-tailed trogon), 480 nucleotides. It is a transcript of the gene CD83, whose product is annotated as CD83 molecule. Bases 1 to 480 code for a protein of 159 amino acids. The record is from RefSeq and is a predicted model, not a curated record. Lineage: Eukaryota; Metazoa; Chordata; Aves; Trogoniformes; Trogonidae. The transcript has 3 exons.